CGCCCCCACGACACCGCCUCCGGCCACGUGAGCGCCACCGCCUCCCACGGGAAGCAGCGGCGAAGCGGCCCAACGGUGGUUGCGUGAGAUGCUGCCAAGUGCUGGUGUCUAUUACUUCCCGUGGGAGAUCAACAGCUCAGUCCCAGACGGGGAGGUGCUGAGGACGUUUGGCAGGUUAUGCUGCUAUGACUUGGUCCGGUCCGAAGCCAUUCUCACCACUCAGCACAGCUCAGCUCAGUACCGGGUCUGUGUCGACACCACGUUUGUGGAGCCGUUCCAAGCCCAGCUGGGAUCUCGCUACAUGGUCCUGGGAGAGGCUGAACACAGGGAAGGUGAGGGUCCAGUGGUAAAGGCGCGAAUAUUGACCUGCGUGGAAGGGAUGAAUGUGUCCUUGCUGGAACAAGCCAUACAGGAGCAGAGGAAAUACUUCAACGAGAGGCAGGAGCGGAUGGGAAACAGCACAUCCUGACAGCAGCUCUGAGACCAGCCAUACGCUGGUCCUUGCACUGCCGUUUGCAACAAACAUGUUAGAAGUAAAUUUAACGGGUGGUUUUGCAAUGUACUGGGUUUUGCCAUCGCAAAUAACAAAGUCAAGUUACUAAGCAGGGAAA
This is a messenger RNA of Grus americana (Whooping crane), 611 nucleotides long. RefSeq names its product TEN1 subunit of CST complex (gene TEN1). Lineage: Eukaryota; Metazoa; Chordata; Aves; Gruiformes; Gruidae. Gene Ontology annotation, molecular function: telomeric repeat DNA binding; single-stranded DNA binding; telomerase inhibitor activity. The coding region runs from base 89 to 469 and encodes 126 amino acids. The record is from RefSeq and is a predicted model, not a curated record. The transcript is spliced from 4 exons. Gene Ontology annotation, cellular component: CST complex. Gene Ontology annotation, biological process: negative regulation of telomere maintenance via telomerase.